This is a messenger RNA of Eimeria necatrix, 3000 nucleotides long. RefSeq names its product insulysin, putative. NCBI's taxonomy places the organism in Eukaryota, Apicomplexa, Conoidasida, Eucoccidiorida, Eimeriidae. Gene Ontology annotation, biological process: proteolysis. Gene Ontology annotation, molecular function: metalloendopeptidase activity; metal ion binding. The transcript has 7 exons. The coding region runs from base 1 to 3000 and encodes 999 amino acids. The record is from RefSeq and is a predicted model, not a curated record.
AUGAGGAACGCGGCAAGUGUUGGUCUUUGCGUUGGACUCUCUGCGAUUGGAGCACUGGCAAAUGAUGUCCUCAAACCAGAGGCCGAUUACCGAGAUUUCCGCCACUACCAGCUCAGCAAUGGCAUGCACGCUAUAGCGGUGCAUCAUCCUCGAUCUAAUGAGGCAGGUUUCGCAGUGGCUGCAAAUACUGGCAGUUUGUACGAUCCUGAAGAUGUGCCUGGCUUGGCGCAUUUUCUGGAACACAUGCUGUUUCUUGGGACAUCAAAGUAUCCCGAGCCUGAAAGCUAUGACAGCUUUUUGACACAAAACGGCGGAGCGAACAAUGCUUAUACGGACGAAGAGAAGACAGUCUUUUUCAACAAGGUUACAGACAGUGCUUUUGAAGAGGCCUUGGACCGUUUCUCCGAGUUUUUCAAAGCUCCUCUCUUCGACCGCAAGUACGAAGAAAAGGAGGUCAACGCGAUUGACGCCGAGCACCAGAAAAACAUUCCCAACGAUGACGAGCGAGCGUGGUACACAAUUCGCUCACUUGCCAAGGGGCCUAUGUCCCGAUUCGCCACUGGGAAUUCCGCAACCCUGAGUACCAAUCCGAAAGCCAAAGGAAUUGACCUGGUUGACCGCCUGAGAGACUUCCACAGCAAAUACUACUGUGGAUCAAACAUGUGCCCUGGACCUAUGUUCGACACCGUCAAGCCUUUUGACCACACCAACAGUGGAAAGUUCAUUCACCUCCAGAGCUUUUCUUCGCAGCCUAGCCUUUGGGUUGCAUUUGGUCUUCCACCCACUCUUACCUCUUACAAAAAGCAACCUACCAGCGUGCUCACGUAUCUACUUGAGUACACUGGAGAGGGAUCUUUGGCGAAGCGCCUCCGGCUCCUAGGUCUCGCUGAUGGCAUCUCUCCAGUUGUUGACAGGAAUACCAUCAGCACGCUUCUUGGCUUGAAGGUGGACCUGACCCAGAAAGGCGCUAACCAUCGGGGGCUCGUCCUUCAGGAGAUAUUUUCGUACAUUAACUUCUUGCGCGAUCACGGUGUCGGCCACGACUUGGUUUCGACUUUGGCCCAGCAGUCGCAUGUCGAUUUCCACACAACGCAACCAAGCUCAUCUCUAAUGGAUGAAGCAGCACGCCUAGCUCAUAAUCUAUUGACCUACGAGCCGUAUCAUGCAGUCGCCGGGGAUUCCCUCUUGAUUGAUGCGGACCCUCGUCUGACGAACCAGCUGCUUCAGGAGAUGUCGCCAUCUAAAGCGAUCAUCGCCUUCGCUGAUCCCGAAUUUUCAUCGAAAGUCGAAAGCUUCGAGACGGAUCCAUAUUAUGGAGUGCAGUUCAGAGUGCUUGACUUGCCUCAGCACCAUGCAGUAGCCAUGACCGUCUUAACGGCCUCACCAAACGCUUUCCGCAUGCCGCCUCCACUUCUGCAUAUCCCUAAGGCUUCAGAACUAGAAAUUCUCCCAGGUCUUACUGGGCUUAAUGAGCCAGAACUCAUCAGCGAACAAGGAGGCAACGCAGGGACAGCAGUGUGGUGGCAGGGCCAGGGCUUUUCUGCCCUUCCCAGAGUUGCUGUGCAGUUGAGCGGGAGCAUUGCAAAGGACAAGGCAGAUUUGCUUUCUCGCACCCAGGGUUCUGUUGCACUUGCUGCAAUUGCAGAACAUCUACAAGAGGAAACCGCGGAUUUCCAGUACUGCGGAAUUACCCACAGCCUGGCUUUCAAAGGAACCGGAUUCCACAUGACAUUUGAAGGCUACACAAAGACACAACUCGACAAGCUUAUGAGUCACGUGGCCAGUGUGCUCAGAGACCCUUCUGUGGUAGAGUCGGAGCGUUUCGAGAGAGUCAAGCAAAAGCAAAUAAAAUUGCUUGCUGACCCAGCGACCAACAUGGCAUUUGAGCAUGCUCUUCAAGCCGCCGCGAUUUUGACAAGAAAUGAUGCAUUCAGUCGCAUGGACUUGCUCAAUGCACUUGAACAGACCACUUACGACGACUCAAUCGCCAAGCUCAGCGAGCUCAAGAAUGUCCACGUGGAUGCCUUUGUCAUGGGAAAUAUAGAUCGUGAUCAGUCACUCUUGUUGACUGAAAGCUUCCUCGAACAAGCAGGAUUCACACCCAUCGAACAUGACGACGCUGUGGAGUCUCUUGCAAUGGAACAAAAACAGACUAUUGAGGCAACACUUGCAAACCCCAUAAAGGGAGACAAGGACCACGCCAGUCUGGUUCAAUUCCAGCUUGGCGUUCCUUCCAUUGAGGAACGUGUGAACCUAGCUAUCCUCUCCCAGUUCCUGAAUCGUCGCAUCUACGAUUCACUUCGAACCGAAGCUCAAUUGGGUUAUAUAGCUGGAGCAAAGGAGUCUCAGGCAGCAUCAACAGCACUUCUUCAGUGCUUCGUUGAAGGCUCCAAGAGCCACCCUGAUGAAGUAGUGAAGAUGAUUGAUGCGGAGCUAGCAAAGGCGAAAGACUACAUUUCCAACAUGCCUGAAGCAGAGCUAAGUCGCUGGAAGGAGGCAGCUCAUGCCAAGCUUACAAAAGUGGAGGCCAACUUCUCCGAAGACUUCAAGAAAUCGGCGGAUGAGAUAUUUUCUCAUGCAAAUUGCUUCUCCAAGAGGGACUUGGAAGUCAAGUACCUGGAUAAUGACUUUUCUCGCAAGCACUUGCUCCGGACUUUCACGAAGUUGUCUGACCCUUCAAGACGAAUGGUUAGUUUAUUUGAUCUUUGGGGGAAUCUAACAAGCUAUAAACUGGAAAAACUUCAGGUCGUGAAACUUAUUGCCGAUCUUGAGCCUGCCAAGGAGGUCACGCUCAUUGGAGAAGCUAAAGGCCAAGAUGCGGCGCUUCUCCGUCGUGGCGAUACCGCCGAAGAAGUUGUCAAGGCGCCGACUAAGCUUCUUAGCCUUGAGGACAAGUUCGUGUCUCAAGUUCAACAAGCAAACGGCUACUUCCCGGAUGUGUCUAUCUGCGAGCUGCCUCCAAGUCUUCUCUCGCUGUUCGAGCUCUUGGAGGAUCUUUGA